AAAGCAGGAGGGCCAACGGUUUCCAUGGUCGCAAUUGAAGAAGCUUCGAGCUGUAGACACUGCUCUCCUUAUUUAGUCACAGCCCUUAUCUCCUUUCUUUUUCACACACAUCACGAAGCGAUCCAUAUUCACUUCAUAUUUGCUUCUCUCUCCAUAUUGGGGUGUGUGUGUGAUGAUUUUGUAUGCAAUGUGUAGAAACUAAGAAAUCAACUGGUGAUCGAUGGAUCAUUCUGAUGAUGAUGAUUAUAGCAUUCAAGGAGGAGAAGGAGGGGAUGUAGAGAGUGGCGGAAGAGGAAGGGGUGGUUUCAUGGAAAGAAGAGAGAGUGGCAUGUCCUCGUUUUCGGAGUCUGCGAGAGAGCCGCUGUUGCAUCUCAAGAGCAGAGUCAACACCACUUCUCAGAUUGCCAUUGUUGGCUCCAAGGUUUAUCCCAUCGAAAGCCUAGAUUACGAGAUUUUUGAAAACGAACUCAUUAAGCAGGACUGGAGAUCUAGGAAAAGGGUUGAAAUUUUUCAGUACAUUUUUCUCAAAUGGACACUUGCUCUCUGCAUUGGAUUAUUCACAGGUCUUGUUGGAUUUUUCAAUAACAUCGCGGUUGAAAACAUUGCUGGUUUCAAGCUUCUGCUCACUAGCAAUUUGAUGCUUAAUGCUAAGUACUUUCAGGCAUUUGCAGCGUAUGCUGGUAUUAAUGUGAUACUGGCAUUUUCUGCUGCAGCACUAUGUGCAUUUAUUGCCCCUGCAGCAGCUGGGUCUGGCAUACCUGAGGUGAAAGCAUAUCUUAAUGGUGUAGAUGCUCAUUCCAUUUUGGCCCCGAGUACCUUAUUUGUCAAGAUUUUUGGUUCUAUUUUUGGAGUUUCUGCUGGAUUUGUUGUUGGUAAGGAAGGACCAAUGGUGCAUACUGGUGCAUGUAUAGCAAACUUACUAGGACAGGGAGGCUCUCGCAAGUAUCAUUUGACUUGGAAAUGGCUCAGAUAUUUUAAAAAUGAUCGAGAUAGAAGGGAUUUGAUUACUUGUGGGGCUGCUGCUGGUGUGGCUGCUGCUUUCCGUGCCCCAGUUGGGGGUGUUCUUUUUGCUCUUGAAGAAGCAGCUUCAUGGUGGCGGAGUGCUCUUCUUUGGAGGACUUUCUUCACAACUGCUGUUGUAGCUGUGGUAUUAAGAUCUUUCAUUCAAUUUUGCCGCAGUGGUAAUUGUGGACUGUUCGGACAAGGAGGUCUAAUCAUGUUUGAUGUGAAUUCAGCAAUCCCUGCUUAUAACACUGUAGAUCUGCUUGCCGUUUUACUGAUUGGGGUUCUUGGAGGCCUUUUUGGCUGCCUUUACAAUUAUCUUGUGGACAAGGUCCUGAGAACAUAUAGCAUCAUCAACGAGAGAGGGCCUGCUUUCAAGAUCCUGCUUGUCAUCACUAUUUCCCUUCUUACAUCUUGUUGUGCCUUUGGCCUUCCUUGGUUAGUACAGUGCACACCAUGCCCAAGUGGCUUCGAGAACGAGUGUCCUACAAUUGGUCGCUCUGGCAACUACAAAAACUUCCAAUGUCAGCCAGGUCACUACAAUGAUCUUGCCUCCCUUUUCUUUAACACAAAUGAUGAUGCCAUUCGCAAUCUAUUCAGUCCUAGACACAGAAAACAAUUUCAAAUUUCUACACUAUUAAUUUUUUUUGUUGGAACCUACUUCCUUGGUGUUAUUACUUAUGGAAUUGCUAUCCCAUCUGGGCUCUUCAUUCCUGUUAUACUUGCUGGAUCAUCAUAUGGGCGCCUUGUUGGAAGACUCGUUGGCCCUAUUUCCAAUCUUGAUGUUGGUCUCUUUGCCCUUCUUGGAGCUGCUUCGUUUCUUGGUGGCACCAUGAGAAUGACAGUGUCGCUUUGUGUCAUACUCCUGGAACUUACUAAUGACCUAUUAAUGCUUCCCCUGGUGAUGCUUGUUCUUCUUAUUUCAAAAACUGUGGCCGACAGUUUCAAUAAAGGUGUGUAUGACCAAAUAGUGGAGAUGAAGGGUUUGCCUUACAUGGAAGCCCAUGCCAAAGCAUACAUGAGAAAUCUGACUGCAGGCGAUGUUUGUUCUGGUCCCUUGAUUACAUUUUCAGGCGUUCAGAAAGUGGGAGAUAUAUUACAUGCUUUACGGAUGACUCGACAUAAUGGUUUUCCAGUAAUCGAUGAGCCCCCAUUCUCAGAGGCACCAGAACUGUGUGGCCUAGUUUUGAGGUCUCAUUUGCUUGUUUUGCUCAAGGGGAAAAAAUUCACCAAGAACAGGGUGUUGUCUGGAUCAGAACUUUUAAGGUUUUUUCAUGCAUUCGACUUUGCUAAGCCUGGAUCAGGAAAGGGGCUUAAGGUGGAGGACUUGGAUCUAAGCGUAGAGGAAAUGGAGAUGUAUGUUGAUCUCCAUCCAAUUACAAACACCUCGCCAUACAUGGUGGUGGAGACCAUGUCUCUUGCCAAAGCUGCUGUCCUUUUUCGAGAACUUGGCCUCAGACACUUGUGUGUCGUCCCAAAAACACCUGGGCGGCCUCCCAUUGUUGGAAUCUUGACAAGACACGACUUUAUGCCGGAGCAUAUAUUGGGACUCUAUCCAGAGUUCAUCCGCCACAAGGGGCCAGCCUAAUCAGACUGGCUGGAUGCCAAAAUCAUUAGGGGCUUACAAUGAUUGUGUACAAGAGACUGCUGACUGCCUGAAGACGAAGCCACUCUUGUCUUCUCUACUGGUUGUCGACAAUUGCUUCCUGGCUGGCCUGCAAGAUUCGAGUGUCCGGUUCCAACAUGUAUGUAUACCUGCAAUUUAUUCGGAAUAUAGCCAUUUCAUAUUGGAGUCAACAUAAUAAUGGAUGUCCAUUCAUAUGGACUUUGUUUGAACUUUCACAGGGUCCAUUGCCCCAUGGAUAAAGUCAACUGGAAUCAACGUUACAAAAUUUUAACGUUUGUAUCAAUUAUCAAUAUUGCGAGAAUUAAGCUUUGUUACCGUCAUCAGUUAUAAGAUGCAUAAAUUCCCACAUUCUUGUUC
Messenger RNA from Sesamum indicum (sesame), 2986 nucleotides. The record is from RefSeq and is a predicted model, not a curated record. NCBI's taxonomy places the organism in Eukaryota, Viridiplantae, Streptophyta, Magnoliopsida, Lamiales, Pedaliaceae.